GAGAGAGGGAGAGAGAAAUUAAAUGUGGUGGUUUGGAUAACUGGGGCAAGGUAACUUGACAGGAUAGAACACAUCGAAGGGAAGGGAGCCCCUGGUUGCUCUCUCAACUCUUUCUCACUUAAAGGAACACUUACAAAGUGAUGCAGAAGCCUCUCAUCCAGGAUUUGGCACUGCAAUCGGUCUGUUGUUCUACAACUACCCAACACAACCCCACAAGUCUGAACCCCUCUACGCUACACACACCUGUUAUUGGUUACCAGAGGAAGCUUAAAGCCUAAUCUCUGCACCUGUAACAAAACAUGAGGGUACGGGUGUUCUCACGGGCACAUAUACUACAGGAAUUCCAUCUGCGCUGUCAAUCACUCGCUGCCAAGGACAACAGUGGUUUCUGGCAGAAGUUUGAGGAGCUGAAUGAUGUUGGUAAAGAGUUCACUACCAGGGCUGGAAAUCUGGAGGCCAACAGAGAGAAGAACAGAUACCCCUACAUACUGCCUUAUGACCACAGUCGAGUGAGGCUGUCCCUGCUAGACUCCCAGCUACACUCAGAUUAUAUCAACGCUAGUUAUGUCCCUGGUGGAUGUACGGAGCGAGACUUCAUCUGUACCCAGGGUCCUUUGCACAGCACCAUCGCUGACUUCUGGAGGAUGGUGUGGGAGCAGAACGUUAGGAUCAUUGUCAUGGUGACCGCCUUGAAACAGAAGGACAUGGUGCUGUGUGAUGAGUACUGGCCAAUGGAGCAAGGGACGGUGUCGUACGGAGUGGUCCAGGUUACCACAGUGUCUCGUAAACGGCGUCCAGAUUAUUUCAUCACCACCAUUCACUUACGACAGCACGGUUUUCCCGUAGAGAGGACAGUAACACACUACUACUACGCUGCCUGGCCAGACCAGGGUGUACCCAACAACCUCUCCUCUCUCUGUGCUUUCACUGAGCAUGUGAGGCAGCAUCUGGACACUCUACCCCUUCUGGGGCCUGCAGUGGUGCACUGCAGUGCAGGUGUGGGGCGGUCUGGGACGUUUGUUGCUCUGCUGUGGCUGAUGCAGUUGUGUGUGCGUGGCAUCAUGCCUGAUGUUAGAGCAGCCGUGGAGGACCUGAGACGGCACAGAGUCAUGAUGGUCCAGAACCUGGAGCAGUAUAUACUGGUUCAUCAGUGUCUAAUGCACUGGCUGAGUGGAGGGAGUGUGGGACCUCUAAGCAGAGUACAGAGUCAUGCUGGCCCUGCUCAUGUUGAUCGGGGGCAGGAUCACCCCCUCACCUCCUCAGGGCGAUCAGGUCAGGGAAACCCGCCGAGAGGGAGUCGCAGGCGGCAACAGGAACAUCACACACCCCAUCCAGUCCAAACCCAACCACAAACCCAGAGCUCCGUGCAACAGCUGCUCAACCCUAGGAACUUGCUAAGAAGACUGCUGCCCCCCUCUAUGCAUAUUAAUCCACAAAAACAUACUUGAGGACUAAUCGCAAAUGCAGACACACCCAACACCUUAAUCCGCAUUUACACACCAAUCUAUAGCCACACCCUCAUCUUCACUCAGUCACACACCUGGAGGGGCUAACUGCGUCUGAACAAACAAUAGUACACACACCUGUAUCUACAAGUGAAACCACACAUCCAAACUUUGCCAAGUGGGAAUGGGCUGAUUUAUUCCUCUCCAACACACCUGGGGUUGAGGGAAGAUGUCCCGACCUAGGGACUACUGUACGUUGUGUGUCCCCUUCCCACACCUGAGUGGGAAGGGGACUUGCCCUAUGAGAUGACUGUGUGUGUGUGUGACAAAAGACAGACAAAGGAGGCAGCCGCAACAAUGGAUCCAUCUACUUCCUGGAUCAGUCCGACAGACAUACGGAGAGGAACAUGCCUCUCCGGUUGAACCUGUUCCUCCAGACUGGAUUUACCAACCAUGAAGAACUAAGGCCUGAGGUAAUGGGGGAGAUAUGUACUUGAUCACAAAUGGUGCUGAGACGCACAUCUAUUCUCAUGAAUGUCUGACUGCAAAACCAAGAUUGUCCCUAUGUAUAAGGUUGCAGCAAUGUUGAAAAGCAUUUAAAAAGCAUAGUAGUGUGCUGGAACAAGAUUUGUAUGUUGAUGUACAACAUUGUUUUAUGUGUCUCUGACUGCUUGUUAAUCUUCCCGGUGAAAAACAGCCUCUACCACAAUUUAGACCCUUGAUUUACAUUAGGAAAAUUAUAUGAAAAACAUUUAACUACUUUGUGCAGAAACUAAGCACUAUUGUUCACGUUAUCUCCAGAGAAAAACACAAACACGUGGUGAGUCACUGCACAAAAAAGGUCAUAUUUGAAAAUCGCAGAGGCACUGUCAUUCUCCAUAAGGCUCUGAAAGCACUUACAUAACAUAAAGUAGACCUUGAAAUAUAGAAAACCCAGUUUUCAAACCCAGUUUGGGUUUCUUUGCUCAGGCCACUGUAAUUAGAGCCAGGAGUUAUCAGACCCUAUAUCCUGGCCAGGGAAAACUCCUGGUUCUAUGAUGUAUAAUACACAUGCUACCAAGUGCACUAUUUUAUCAAGUACUAUUAAUGCUGUUAGACUCCCUCAUACAGUAGCUGCAGGCUGUGAUGCACUGUGUUGAGGUCAGAGAAUAACAAAGACCUCUAGUGACUAACAGGCUGUAUUAGCAUAGGCAGAAUCAUUGAGAGCUUCCACCAUUUUAAUGUAGUCAACUGGGUGGGACCUCCAACUUCAUUGGCUGUUGACUCUGUUGGAGUCAUGUCCAACCCAGUCAUCAGGAGGGAUCAGCCAAUCGUAAAGAAGAAAAUGUACUAUUUCAGAAUGGAGAUUGCCAUAAUGGCACAGAUGCAAAGAGGAGUCCUCCAUCUUGCUCUAUGGUUGAGGUCCAUGUAAGAAAGUGGUUUAAUAGUCAACAAUGACUAAGCCUGGGUCACAUUCAGAAGCCCACAACGUAGCAAAACCUUUAACAGAAAGAAAAAGUCUGUUCUUAUGACAAGUUUAUGUGGAACACUUUCAUUCACUGCCUGCCAUAAUCCAUUAGGGACCACAACAGCCCGAGCACCAUUCAGUCAGUUCACUGUGCCUCCAGACAGUUCAGUAAGGUCACCACAGGUCUGUUCAGUCCAGUAUCACACAGAGACGGAGCGGAAAACAAAGAGUAAAGCCCAUCAUAGUUAUGAACUUGCAGGUGAGUCCAUAUAUACACACACCUGUUCACGGCUAGGCAACAAUGAGAUCAGGAAAACUAUUAAGAAAGAGGAAAUGCAACAAAGAGGGGUACUCAUGACAAAGAAGCAACAGUGUCUAGUUAACACCAGCAACAUAAAAAAAUAUACAUGUAUUUUACAGAAUAAAACAGGAGAAAUGCAUAUAUCCCUCAGUCUGUUGGUGAACAGAAAAUAACAAUUACAACAGCAAUGCUUAAAUGAAAAAAAAACAUUUGAGAAAAGAUUUCACAGGUUAGUUUUUCAUAAUGAAUCUUGUUCUGAAUGCAGCUCUGCAGUGGUUACUAGCUGGCACAACCACAAAGGCAUAACAUCUGAUUUUAAAUCUAACCCCAACAGUCAAAUUAAGACCCAAAAAAUAUAAAUGUUAUGACAAUAUAGCCAAUUUUGACUGUAGCUGGCCUAUCUAAGGGGAAAUCACAGUUAACCUACAGGACAAGACUCAUGACACAUUAACCUGCAACUACUUCCUUUGGCAAAAAUAUUUGAUGGAAAGGUUGUAUCUAAGGCUGAGUUUACAAAGGCAGCCCUAUUCUGAUGUUCUGCCCAAUAAUUGGGCAAAAAAAAAACUAUUGGUAAAAAGAAAAAUGUAUAUAUAGAAUCUAAUUGGGCUGUCUGUGUAAACGCAACCUAAGGCUUGCAAGCGGUAUUCUCUGUAUGGAUGAAAGUUAAGUAUGCAUCUUGGGAUGUGCAGUGUACAAAACUUUAGGAACACCUGCUCUUUCCAUGACAGACGGACCAGGUGAACCCAGGUGACAGCUAGGAUCCCGUAUUGAUGUCACCUGUUACAUCCACUUCAAAUCAGUGUAGAAAGAUAGACAGGUUAAAGAAGGAUUUAUAAGCCUUAAGACAUGGAUUGUGUAUGUGUGCCAUUCAGAGGGUCAAUGGGCAAAACAACAGAUUUAAGUGCCUUUGAACAGUGUAGGGCAGUAUGGUGCCAGGCACAUUAGUUUGAAUGUGUCAAGAUCUGCAACGCUGCUGAGUUUUUCCAUGCUCAACAGUUACCCGUGUUUAUCAAGGAAAUCCAGCCAACUUGACAAAAUAAUGGGAAGCAUUGGAGUCAACAUGGGCCAGCAUCCCUGUGGAAUGCAACUCAAUAUUAGGAAGGUGUUGCUAAUGUUUUGUACACUGCAUGCGCUAUACACUAGUACUUCCCAACCCUCUUCUCAGAGACCACCAGAUGUUUCAACUUUUGGUUUUAGCCAGAAACUGGUACAACUGAUUCAACUAGUCAAGGGGUUGAUGAUUAGCAGACUAAUUGAAUCAGGUGUGCCAGUUUAAGGCUACAACAAAAAUCUGACACAUCUGUUUGUCCCCAAGGAGAGGGUUGGGAAAUCCUGCUAUACACAGACAAUCAACAUAUACAUUUAAAUGCCCACACCAAUAGAAAUCCACUUUUUCAGGGUGAAAGACAAUUGCCAGAGCUUACCCAUGAUGUUGCACAACAAUGUGAAUCAAUAAAUCAUCGUUUUAGUCAAA
Salvelinus fontinalis (brook trout) is the source of this 4667-nucleotide messenger RNA. Its product is annotated as receptor-type tyrosine-protein phosphatase V-like. Gene Ontology annotation, biological process: protein dephosphorylation. Gene Ontology annotation, molecular function: protein tyrosine phosphatase activity. NCBI's taxonomy places the organism in Eukaryota, Metazoa, Chordata, Actinopteri, Salmoniformes, Salmonidae. The coding region runs from base 300 to 1448 and encodes 382 amino acids. The record is from RefSeq and is a predicted model, not a curated record. The transcript is spliced from 11 exons.